Anthostomella pinea is the source of this 1230-nucleotide messenger RNA. The record is from the annotation of a GenBank genome assembly. NCBI's taxonomy places the organism in Eukaryota, Fungi, Ascomycota, Sordariomycetes, Xylariales, Xylariaceae.
AUGAGGCCCCUUAAACUUGCCUCGUUGUUGCUGAUCGUAUAUGGCGCGAGUGCCUCUGUGGUCAAGCGUCAGAGCGGCGGAGGCUUUGAAGACGGCCAGCCCGUUGACGGAACUGGCAAAGGCGCCCCUUUCUCCGGCGGGACCAACCACCAGAUCGACCUCCAGAACCCCGACAACCUUGGCCAGCAGAGCACUGACAACGGCGUCGUGCCGAACCUCAAGUGGGCCUUCUCAGACUCUAGAACGAGGCUCCUGAGAGGUGGCUGGGUGCGCGAGCAGGUGGUCACGGACCUGCCCAGCAGUCACGAUAUCGCGUCUGCGCAACAGCACUUGACGAAGGGCUCUAUACGUGAGCUGCACUGGCACCGUGUUGCUGAAUGGGGCUAUGUCUACGCUGGGUCGAUCCUGGUCUCUGCUGUUGACGAGAACGGCCAGUUCGAGCUCGCCAAGCUCGAGGUCGGCGAUAUCUGGUACUUCCCCAAGGGCGCUGCGCAUACGGUGCAGGGUCUCGAGGACGAGAAUGAGUUUCUGCUCAUCUUUGACGAUGGCAACUUUGAUGCUGUAGGGACCACGUUUAACGUCGACGACUGGAUCACACAUACCCCCAAAUCCGUCCUGGCCAAGAACUUCGGUCUCCCAGAGUCCGUAUUCGGCUCGGUUCCAUCGCCGAACCCCUACAUCACGAAUGCCACCCUCGACACGCACGACGUCACAGGCGGCAACGGCCCGCUGAGAGGCAACGCGUCGUUCGUGUACUAUGCGAAGGACCACCCACUGGAAAACGUGCCCGGAGGUGGAGGCACGCUGCGCAUCGUCGAUGCGACGACCUUCCCGGCGGCGACGACGAUCGCUGCUAGUGUUGUGACGCUCUACCCGGGCGGCAUGCGGGAACUGCACUGGCAUCCGAAUGCCGAAGAGUGGCUAUACUUCCACCAGGGCCAGGCCCGCGCCACCGUCUUCAUCGGCAACUCCAACGCGCGCACCUUUGAUUUCCGCGCCGGCGACACGGGCGUGUUCCCCGAUAACAGCGGCCAUUACAUCGAGAAUACGUCCGAGACGGAGGACCUGAUCUGGAUCGAGAUCUACAAGAGCGACCGCGUCGAGGACAUCUCGCUGACGCAGUGGCUGGCGCUGACCCCGGCGGAUAUCGUGGCGAAUGUACUGAAGAUCCCGAUUGCGGUUGCGGAGACGCUGAAGAAGGAGAAGCAGCGGUUGAUUAAGAGCGUGUGA